Molecule: messenger RNA, 2344 nt
Organism: Scatophagus argus
Lineage: Eukaryota; Metazoa; Chordata; Actinopteri; Scatophagidae
Exons: 12
Coding region: 205-2154 (649 amino acids)
Molecular function (GO): ubiquitin-protein transferase activity
Source: RefSeq, a predicted model, not a curated record
GAUCAUUGGACUCACAAUACACACAAUUACAAUUGUAUACGCUAGAUGGCGCUGUUGGAUAACAGUGACAUGUGUCAUAGCCGUUCAGCUAUUAAACCCUCUGUGCAUGUGCUGCUGCCUGCCAAACAGACAGUGUGCUGGACAUCGUGACCGACAUUACAUUUAAACGUGUAACAUUACGAAUGCCCAGAGAAGAAGCAUACCAUGCGAAAAAGUUGCCCAGAGCUCCUCAGGGAAGCAGCCAAUUUAAUUGAAGAAGCCAUAAGAAAUGCUCCAGAACAAGAAACAUCCUCCCCACAGUCACAGGAACGUCCUAACCCUGCUCGAACACCUGUUCAGGCCGAAAUAUCAAGACUCUUUGCGCCUUAUGUCAGAACAAGCAUGACGAGACGACCCGGUGCCCAAGCUAGAAGAAUCUUCAGUUACACACACGUGUUCUGCUGUGUAGCUGACCACCGAGCCGACUCGGUCCCAAGCGUAGGGAUGAAAGCUGACCUUCUCGCUGCAGGACUGGGAGAACAGAGAGUAACAUUUUCAGGGAGUCCCAGUGAUCCAAUGGUUAUAACGAAUAAACUGCUGAAAGUUUAUCCAAAGCUGCAAGAAGGUGGAGGCUUUGAACUUCUUAAAAUUGCGGGAUCAACUCGCAGCCGAAGUCUUGCAUUACUUCCAUGUCCCGCCACUGGAUACACUAUCGCCUUUUUGAAGGACCCAUCCACCAUGAUAGGACAGGCCACAUUGUACAUUCGUCCACUGCAGCAGGAUCUACCCAUACAUUCUGAGAACUCACACCAUGCCUCUGGUCCUGCCAUAACUUGCAUCACUUGUCAGGAGGAGGUUAUGUUUUCUGAGAUGAAGCAUCACAGAAUGACUUGCAAUGAGGCACAAACGCAGGAUUCAGAUGGAGGUCCAAAAAAUGAAGACAGAGGGAACCCAGUCAAUGAUGAUGAAGUGCCUGGACCAUCGGCUGUGGGAGCAGUACAACCAGUAGUGAUUGAGGAUUGUGACUACAAUGAAACAGACAAUGAUUGGAAACUUAUUAAAGAGCCAGCUGAAGCUGCUAAAGUUUUUAAACAGAAUCUUCUAAGGGAGCACGCCAAUGGGGAAACACUCAAGAUGAAGAUGGACAUUCGAGACUCAGAAGAGGAGCGUGAACAACAGCUUCUGUCAUUCUACAAACAGCAGCAGGAGUGGGCAUGUCCACUCAAUUGUACUCUUGCUGGUGAUUCUGCAGUUGGAGAGGGUGUGAUGAGGUACUUCAUGACAACAAUUAUAUCGAAACUCCAGUUUGGAUUCAGUCUAGGGCUUGGAGGAAUGGGCCGGACGGUCUUAUUUGAGGGUGAAAUUGACCAUCUUGUUCCAGCAGCAUCAGAGGCACUUAUUGAAAGCAACCUCUUCCGGGUUGCAGGUAGGAUGUUGGGCCACAGCUUUCUGCACAAUGGCCCCGUUGUCACCGGGUUAAGUCCUGCUGUGAUUCAUGUGCUCUUCAAUGGAGACCCCGAAAUGGCAACUGUUGCUAUCGAAGACUGCCCUGAUCUACACAUCAGGGAUAUCAUAAAACUGCUUGAUCAAGAAGAUCUUACACCUGAAGAGAAGGACACAAUUUCAGAUCUCUGCAUGUCCUGGGACCUCCCACCAGUCACAAGAACAAACAGGAAAUGGCUGCAAAACAAACUUCUCCUCCAUGCAGUCAUUGGUAGGACUACACGGCAGGUAAAACAACUGCGAAGGGGCAUAAAAGACGUGAUGCUCUGGCCACUCCUCUCCUCAAGGCCAGAUGUAGUCCAACUGAUGUUUCCCAGAAUGGUCGAAAUUCAGUUCACUCCCCAGAUGGUCCUACAGAAAAUCACUUGGCCUGUGGAGGACAGUGAUGACGAGGACUUUGAUGUGGAGAAUGUGUGCCGAAUUACUGGGUUCCUGAGAACAUUCGUGGAAGCCGCUUCACCAGGUACUCUGGCUCAAUUGGUGAAAUUCUGGGUUGGCUGGGAGAGGCUUCCUGCUGAAUUGAGGCUGGAGAUUUCAGAAAGGACCCUUCCCACCUCUGCCACCUGCUUCGAAACAUUGAAGCUGCCACAUCAUUUCACAACAUACAGUGAAUUUGAAAAAGCACUUCUCUCUUCCAUAAAUACUGCAGACACAGGAUUUGGGCUACUUUAAUUUUUUACUUUUUAAAAGAAUUCCCUGCAUGUAGCAUCCAUGUCAGCUCAGUUAAGUUCAUAGAGGGCGUCCCAAAGAAUUUACUGUUCACAAACAUCUGUUCUGGCCCAGGGACUGCUGAUUAUGUGAAUAACAUUCAUUUUCAAUGGCUGUUGUUCUCAAAGAGUUUAAUAAAUCUCAAGUUUUGCAU